Messenger RNA from Cetraspora pellucida, 285 nucleotides. The record is from the annotation of a GenBank genome assembly. NCBI's taxonomy places the organism in Eukaryota, Fungi, Glomeromycota, Glomeromycetes, Diversisporales, Gigasporaceae.
AUGAGCGUUGACAAGAAGCCACCAAGCGAAGAUAUUUUAAAUGAAAAGGCAAUCAUUAAUUUUUACCAUAAAAAAAAUUGGAUUACAAGAUUAAUUAUUUUAUGCAUUGGUCUCAGUGUUGGAAUCGUUGCUUCUGCCCUUAUAUUUAAAAGGAAAUCUUGGCCUAUUGCAAUAUCGACCGGUUUCGGUAUUGGUGUUUCCUAUGCAGAAUGUCAAAAAACUUUCAACCCUACCGCCAUACCAGGAGCAAAAAUAAUUAAAAAUUCAUCUAAUACAUCAGAAUGA